AAGAGCUGAGCUGAGCUGAAGAGCUGAGCUGAGCUGAAGAGCUGAGCUGAGCUGAAGAGCUGAGCUGAGCUGAAGAGCUGAGCUGAGCCGUGCCCCCCAAAUAAAUACCCCUCCAUUUCUGCAAUUUCCUCCGUCCCAACUGUUACCGCAAUAUACAGCAGCCUUCUGUUCAUCAUGUCUGCCAAAAUUUUUGUUGGAAACCUUUCCUGGAACACCACCGAUGAGACCUUACGCCAUGCCUUUUCUGAAUAUGGCCAUGUUCUUGAUUCCAUCGUGAUGCGAGACCGAGACACGGGCCGGAGCAGGGGAUUUGGCUUUGUCACAUUUGGCAGUGAGCAGGAAGCAAGCGGAGCAGUCGAUGCGCUGAAUGAGCAGGAACUCGAUGGUCGGCGCAUUAAAGUGAACAUGGCCAAUGCGAGAGGCGGUGGCGGUGGCGCUGGUGGUGGCAGCUAUGGCGCUGGCGGUGGCAGCUAUGGCGCUGGCGGUGGUAGCGGCUAUGGCGGUAGUGGUGGCAGUUAUGGCGGUGGUGGUUAUUCCAGUGGUUAUGGCGGCUAUGGCGGUUAUAGCCAAUAAUACAAUGGAAUGGAGACGGUUAUACUGGAGGUCGUCAACAAUAGAUCCUCCUGGAUACCCAUUUUCCACGGGUAUAAGUUAGAGUAUAGUAGGCGAAAUGAUGGUGAUGUUCAACUAGUGUGUCACAUGAGUUGAGUUUGAAUAGGGAUUUAGGACUUAAACUUAUUAAAUCCCUACUUAAACUUACCUUUUUACUUAUACUUUUACUUAUUACUCAUGAGUAGACUCAACUUAUGUGACCCGAGCCAGUCCAA
Messenger RNA from Aspergillus wentii DTO 134E9, 827 nucleotides. Its product is annotated as RNA recognition motif domain-containing protein. The record is from RefSeq and is a predicted model, not a curated record. Gene Ontology annotation, molecular function: RNA binding. Bases 175 to 573 code for a protein of 132 amino acids. Lineage: Eukaryota; Fungi; Ascomycota; Eurotiomycetes; Eurotiales; Aspergillaceae. The transcript has 4 exons.